AUGAAAGCAUAUCAUUUACACGGCUUCAUAAACAUUAAUCUCAACAUAUCCAGGCCUCUGAGGUUUCAGGUCUCCAAGAAACACCGUGCUGACCAACUGGCGGUGUUUCUCAUUGUCUGUAACGAUCCCGAAUCGGGUAUUUGUUCGGGUGUACCGUCGUCCGCUUGGUUAGUAGAACGAGCGACGAGGUGCACUAACCCGGGCUCACCCCAUAUAAUUUGCUUCUCCUAUAAGGCAAGUACAUACGACCAUAGGGUGUGGAGAACAGGGCUUCCCGUCCGCUCAGCCGUACUUAAGCCACACGCCGGCCGGUUAGUAGUUGGGUGGGUGACCACCAGCGAAUCCCGGCUGUUGUAUGUAUUUAUUUCAUUUCAUUUUUUUUUUGCGCUGAACCAGCCUGCGACUCUCAGCUGCUGGGUCUAA
Aspergillus glaucus CBS 516.65 is the source of this 423-nucleotide messenger RNA. The record is from RefSeq and is a predicted model, not a curated record. NCBI's taxonomy places the organism in Eukaryota, Fungi, Ascomycota, Eurotiomycetes, Eurotiales, Aspergillaceae.